AUGACACCGCCCGUGCCUUUUCCGUCAUCACUGGAGAAGCUCGUGCCGAAUCCGAGUGGGGAGGUGGUGUACCAAAAGUCCAGUGUGUAUGGUGUCGUGGACAGAGCUGUGAUCCUCGACUGUGGUCCAGCUACACUGCUACCUGAUAUCUACAUAUGGAGUUUCACCAAACCUGGCUCUCAAGAAAUCAAAAAUGUGGUGUAUGAUUUGGGCAAAGGACACCGGAUGCAAGCCCUUGCACGGACUUUGGGGCAAGUCACAGUCAUUUCAAACACUGCGUCUCUCAGUAUUGAGCAGUUGGCACUGGCUGCUCACGGAGUGUUCACGUGCCAGGCCAUCUAUGAUACAGCCACAGAGGCACGGUUCUACUACUACUACGUGUACUUGACUGUCCGUGUUCCCAUCAGCAAACCUUAUCUGGAGGUAAGCGAGUCCUCUCCGGUGGAAGGAAACACUGUUCGGAUGCGCUGUAAUCUGGAGAAUGGGACAGGCCCGAUACAGUAUGAGUGGCACCAUGAAAACAUGAACGGCAGUGUGACGAUAUUUGGACAGGGAAAUUCCAGUGUCGUUGAUGUGAACAACAUUAACCGCAACAACACCGGGUGGUACCGCUGCCAGGCCCAAAAUCCAGUCAACAGCGAACAGUCGGACCGCACCUGGUUGAGCAUUAUAUUUGGUCCUGAUGUUCCCCAAAUUGACGUAACUCCGUACACAAUGACAGAGCGAGGAUACUCAGCCUUAGAGAGAGAGACUGUUUCUUUGAUGUGCCAGGCUCAGUCUAAUCCUCCCAGUCAAUACGUGUGGCUCUAUAACAACUCCCAGGUCUUUGGUGGACCCCAGUACACUAUCACCAAGAUCCUCCGCAUGCACACAGGAGACUACACCUGCCUCGCCCAGAACACCUACCUGAACACCCGCUCCAAGAAGUCCAUCAGCCUGACUGUCUACUACCCCCCUGAUGGUCUGCCCACUUGUUCUGUAGAGGGCACACUUGAGCACACGUCUCUCAAACUGCUCUGUAUUUGGCCCGGUGGAUUCCCAUCCCCUAAACUCAUUUGGAGCGGAGAACUUGUGGACCAAGAAGGGGUGAACCCAAACACCAACACUGCCACAUUGCUGUACACACAAGGCACUGCAUCAAACAACAGCCUGUUUAAAUGUCAAGGAUCACACAUGGCUUUAAAACAGCCAGCAGAGUGCAGUGUGCAACCAUAUUCUCCUGCAGGGGAGCCCCAGUGCUCUGCUUAUGUGACCAGCAACAACCAGAACCUGAUGCUGUCCUGCUCGUGGGAUGGGGGGUUUCCAAAAGCACUGGUGUGGUGGGAGGGUCCAGGUGUUCAGGGCAAAGGCGGACAAGAGGCAUCCAACAUCCUGAUCCUUCGCUAUGGGACCGUCCCCAAUGAGCAGCCCUAUGUUUGCUAUGCAAGACACCCCCUAGUGGCAAAGACUAAGACCUGCACUGUUCCACUUGAGCCUCCAGUGCUCCAAACACAGCGCAGGACAGUGACAGUGUUCGAAGGCACUGAUGUUCAGCUUACAUGUAGUUUGAUGGACAAUAAUCUACCUUCAAACGAAAUCACUUGGUUCAAUAAUCGAGGUGUGGGCGUGAUGGACACCUCUAAGUACCUGCUGUUGCGCUCCUCUGCCUGGGCCAACCUCACUGUCCGGGACACAGAUGAGAUCCAGGACAGUGGCCAAUACCGCUGCACCACUUCUAAUGCUGUUGGAGGAACAGAAAUCAAUGUCACUUUAGUGGUCAAAAGACACCCCAUGCCCCCCAAUGCGUCUCUGGUCAGUGUUGUGUACAACAGCCCUCAGAGAAACCAAGUGGAUCUGGAAUGGCAGGUGCACAAUGAAGAAGAGUACAAAGGAGGCUGGACAGGUUUCAUAUUGGAGUAUUCGUGGAUGUUUGAAAAGCCUGGCAGGAGAGGAGGCAAAAACGAAUCAAUCAUAGUGCUACAUCCAGAGAAGAUUGCAUCUAUCUGGUACAGUAGCAUCAUCCAGGACCCAGACCAGCGGACACACACGCUCGGGAGCCUCACCCCAACUAUCACCUACCAGUUUAGAAUCACCUCCAUCAACCAUCGCACCCUGGGACACCCAUCUGCACCAAAAUCUCCAGCGGAACCUCGUCAAAACUCGUUACCGGCGAUCAUCGGCGCGGCCAUCGGUGGGAUGCUUUUCGCAGCGAUUCUCACAGCACUGCUGCUCAUGUACAUCAUCCGCAACCGCAACAACAACCCACGGCUACAUGACCUGUUGUUUGGCAGACAACAUAGCCAGUCAAGAGAAAACAUCAACUUUCCAGAAGAUGAGGUGAUGGGAUCUGCAGGGGGAAUAGAGGAUAUUGGUGGAUUAUCAAGUUCAGGUCCUACAAUGGCUUUGCCCCGUGCAGCUUCACCCCUCACUGUCCCCUCCCAGAGUGCCACUCCCAGCACCGGCCAACCGCCCUCUGACCCGGCCUUUGAUGAUGGCAACGAACCAGUCAAUGUCACCAUCACUGUCAAAGCUACAUAA
This is a messenger RNA of Boleophthalmus pectinirostris (great blue-spotted mudskipper), 2517 nucleotides long. RefSeq names its product V-set and immunoglobulin domain-containing protein 10-like 2. NCBI's taxonomy places the organism in Eukaryota, Metazoa, Chordata, Actinopteri, Gobiiformes, Gobiidae. Gene Ontology annotation, molecular function: protein binding. The record is from RefSeq and is a predicted model, not a curated record.